CUGCAGCCAGCCCUCUGCCUGGCGUGCCCCUGGUCGUGCCCAGCAUGGGUUACGUUGAACCUGGCAAGCAGCAAGUGCUGAAAGUCUAUUACCUGCCAGGAGUGCCUGGAGUCUUCUGCAGGGCUUUCCAGAUCCAAGUGGGUCACCUGGAGCCAGAAAAAGUCUGCCUGAAAGGAGAAGGGACCUUUCCCAGGAUCCACUUGGACCUGCCCAGGAACAUCAAAGGCAACGCCAAAUAUGAGAAGAUCCUCCAAAAGGCCCAAGAAAAGCUGGACAAAGGCAGCCAGAGAGAUGAGGCCAUUGCUCUGGGGGAGGCUGUGGCAGCCGAGCCCCGCAUGGACGACUCGGGCACCAUGUGGGAUGCUCAGCUGCAGAUGCAGAUGGAGGAGAUGCUGAUGGAGGAACAUGCCGUGGAGCAGCAGAAAGCUCUCAGCUCCCGUCCCCCGGAGGACACUGCCUUUCACCAGCGUGUACAUCGGAGGCUUCUCAAAGCUGAGCUGCCCGAAUACAUCCUGGACCUUGGCUAUGUUGUUCCCGGUGACAUCCACACACACAUGGUGAAGAUCACCAACACUGGGCACUUCCCCGCAUCUUUCCGUGUCGAUGGAUAUGUCCUGUAUAACACAGGCUUCAGCGUGUGCCUGGAGCGUGUGAAGCGCCUGCCCUCCUGUGAGAGCAAGACAUUUGAAGUGUGCUUCGACCCACAAAGUGCCAACCUGCCCCUGGGAAAAGUGGAUGUGCUCCUGCCCAUCAAGGUCAGAGGAGGCCCCACAUUCCAGGUCCGCCUCCGUGCCAUGGUGGCUGAGCCGUCCCUCUGCGUGUCCAGGGACAGGCUGGAGUUCUCUGCUGUCCAGUGUGGACAGUGCCAGGAAGAAACCAUCCAGCUCCACAACACGUUCCAGGUCCCCUGUAAAUGGUCCAUCAGCAUGACUGAUCCUGUUGAGGAGGUGGACAAACAUCUGCCAGGGAGCGAGCACCAGAAGCUGCUGGAGGAGAUGAAGUCUGUGCCCUGUGGCUUUGAGGUGCUGCCCUCAGCUGGAAGCCUCGCUCCAGGACAGCAGUGCCACGUCCAAGUCCGUUUUUCACCCACGGAAGAGAAGUGCUACCGGGGCGAGCUGCAGAUCCAGAUUUGCCAGAGCAGCCAACGCCUGCAGGUGCCGGUCUUGGGACGUGGUCUGGAGCCACGGCUGGAGUCCAUCCCCGCAGAGCUGGAGCUGGGACCGCUGCUGCCCCAGAGCCAUGGGGAAGAGGGGACAGUGGUGGUGAAGAAGCCCUGUGAGGUUUACUCAGUGCAGUUUGAGCAGCAGCACCUUGCUGAGGAGCAGCCCCUACAGACACCGAAAAAUGACAACAGCCCCAACAGCUUGUUGCUGCCUCCGUGUGCCCCGGGAGAGAAGCUGAAUGCUGAGGCCCAAGGAAGGGGCAUAAAAAUGAAGGUUGACGUUGUGGAUCCACCAGGAAAGGUGGUGAAGCUGGGAAACGUCUGCAUUGGACAGACGGUGAAGAAGAUGGUCACCGUAGCCAACAAGAGUGCAGCCCCUCUCACCUUUAAGCUGAGGGUCACGUCCACUGUGCCAGAGUUGCAGGAAGCUGGGGUUCUGUGCUUGAAGCCCAGCAAGGAUCUAAAGCUGAAGGGCAGAGGAGACACCUGCAAAGUGGAGGUGACCUUCUCCCCGAAGCGCCGCAUGCAGCCGUUCAGCGGGGAAGUGCUGCUGGAGUGCCACGGGGCAGCCUCGUGA
Melopsittacus undulatus (budgerigar) is the source of this 1739-nucleotide messenger RNA. Its product is annotated as hydrocephalus-inducing protein homolog. Gene Ontology annotation, biological process: cilium movement; axonemal central apparatus assembly. Gene Ontology annotation, cellular component: axoneme. The coding region runs from base 45 to 1739 and encodes 564 amino acids. The transcript is spliced from 13 exons. NCBI's taxonomy places the organism in Eukaryota, Metazoa, Chordata, Aves, Psittaciformes, Psittaculidae. The record is from RefSeq and is a predicted model, not a curated record.